GGUCAUAGCUAUAGACAUUCUCAUUGGGGCAUUUGCUUCCUUCUGUUGCAAGUGUUUGCAUUAAUAGUUCAAGUAAGGCUCUUGAAAGCCAUUCCUGUACAAAAUGAGCAGCCAUGGAUUGGUUGAAAGAUUCAAGGCUGCAAAGCCUUUCUUUGCUGUUGUUUUCUUGCAAUUUGGGCUUGCAGGGAUGGAUAUUCUUUGCAAGGCUGCACUUAACCAGGGGGUGAGCAACUAUGUGCUCGUCGUCUACCGCCACGCAGUUGCCACUCUAGUUGUUGCUCCUUUUGCAGUGGUUCUGGACAAAAAAGUAAGGCCAAAGAUGACACUUUCAAUCUUCAUCAAGAUAAUGGUGCUCGGCUUGCUAGAGCCAGUUCUUGACCAAAAUAUGUAUUACUUGGGAAUGAAGUACACAACAGCAACCUUUGCAGCAGCUAUGUCCAAUAUUCUUCCUGCCCUUACUUUUGUAAUGGCUUGGAUUCUUAGGCUUGAGAAAGUAAAAUUGAAAUGCAUCCGAAGCCAAAGUAAGGUGCUCGGAACUGCAGCAACAGUUGCAGGUGCCAUGAUCAUGACACUGGUAAAAGGACCACUUUUGAAGUUGUUUUGGACCAGAGCAACCACUAGUAACCAACAGCAAACAAAUGGGGUAGAUAUUCACAGUUCCAUUAAGGGUGCCCUAAUGAUCACAGCUGGUUGCUUCUGCUGGGCUUGUUUCAUGAUUCUGCAGUCAGUGACACUAAGAUCAUACCCUGCUGAGCUCUCCCUUUCAGCUUGGAUAUGCCUGAUGGGCACAUUGGAAGGAACUGCUGUAGCAUUAGUCAUGGAAAGGGGAAACGCGGCCGUUUGGGCUAUACAUUGGGACGGAAAAUUAUUGGCAGCUGUCUACAGUGGAAUAUUCUGUUCAGGACUAGCUUAUUACAUUCAAGGAGUAGUAAUGAAACACAGGGGCCCUGUGUUUGUGACAGCUUUUAGUCCCCUAAGCAUGGUUAUUGUUGCUGUCAUGAGCUCCUUCAUUUUGCGAGAGCAAUUGUUUCUUGGAAGGUUACUUGGUGCUGCUGUCAUAAUCAUCGGCCUGUAUCUUGUUGUAUGGGGUAAGAGCAAAGAGAAUUCCCCAGAAGAGGAACUAGCAACAACUAAACAAGUAGGAGAGGAAAAAGAUAGGUCCAAUCUUGAGGUUAUCACAAUUGCAUCAUCUUGCAAGUGAACUGUAGCGAUUGAUGAGGCGUAACCAAUGACUAAAUGAAUAUAUAGAUCCUUUUUAACUUUCUUCAGUGCUGUCAGAAAGCAUCAUUUACAAUCUGAAAGAAAACAGCAGUAAUGAAAAUACCCAGUUGUGGUGUAGUUGAUUAAACAUGA
This is a messenger RNA of Rosa rugosa (rugosa rose), 1353 nucleotides long. RefSeq names its product WAT1-related protein At2g37460. The transcript has 7 exons. Lineage: Eukaryota; Viridiplantae; Streptophyta; Magnoliopsida; Rosales; Rosaceae. The coding region runs from base 104 to 1201 and encodes 365 amino acids. The record is from RefSeq and is a predicted model, not a curated record. Gene Ontology annotation, cellular component: plasma membrane. Gene Ontology annotation, molecular function: transmembrane transporter activity.